CGUAUGUUCGAUGAAGAUGGCAGAGGUAUGUGUCCUUUUUGCUGCAAUUUGAACUAUUGUAUUUGUUGUAUUUUGACAUUCGUAUUGCCAUCAAAAUAUGUCUCACGUCUUACAUAAAAACUAUAAUAAAAAAAUAAAUAAUAAUUAAUUUUUUUUAUAGUUGAAAAAUGAAAUACUCUUCAUUUUGUUUUCCGCUAGUUAGAAAUAUGUGUGUAGUGGCGAAAUCGACGCAGCCUCCCAUAUCAAUUUUCGGUAUUGAAGGACGCUAUGUUGGUGCGCUAUACAGUGCCGCAUUACAGAUGAAACAAAUGGAGCAAGUAGAAAAACAUUUGAAAGCCUUACAAAAAGAACUGGUGAAGCCAAAGAUAAUAGAUUUUAUAGAAUCCAGUAUGAUAUCUGCAGCUGACAAAGCGAAGUUACUGAAAGGUGUUGGUGAAGAAGCAGGUAUGCCGCCUGCAGCUAUUAAUUUCUUAGUUAUCGUCGCCGAGAAUGGGCGUUUGAAAUUGCUGAGACGAAUGAUAACUUUAUUUUCUACGGUCAUGGUGGCACAUCGCAAUGAAGCGCUAUGUGAAGUGAUUACUGCUAAGCCCCUAGACGAUUCAACACGCAAAACUCUGAUGGAAGCUUUGAAGAAAUUUGUCAAGGGCAAGAAUAUUACACUAACGGAAAAAGUUGAUUCUUCAAUUGUUGGCGGCUUAAUAGUCGGUAUAGAAGACAAACACAUUGACAUGAGCAUCUCAAGAAAGGUGCAAAUGUAUACAGAUAUUUUAAAACAGUCUGUUUAA
Messenger RNA from Pieris rapae (cabbage white), 785 nucleotides. RefSeq names its product ATP synthase subunit O, mitochondrial-like. The record is from RefSeq and is a predicted model, not a curated record. Gene Ontology annotation, molecular function: proton-transporting ATP synthase activity, rotational mechanism. Bases 168 to 785 code for a protein of 205 amino acids. Lineage: Eukaryota; Metazoa; Arthropoda; Insecta; Lepidoptera; Pieridae. Gene Ontology annotation, biological process: proton motive force-driven mitochondrial ATP synthesis. The transcript is spliced from 3 exons.